UCUUCCAGCGGCUAUUCCUUGUCUGAGAGGAGCUGGGAGGCUCCCCCCCUCCCCCAUCCUCUUAACUGUUGAAAAGUUGCUGGGCGAAUGUGAACGAGCUCUUUCUUUUUGGAGAGAAAUUGGCCACUGGACAGAGCAGCGCAAGUCCGAGGCGUUAACAGGGACAGAAAUCUCAGGAACCAGGCGAGUAGUAGCUGCGGUGCCUGCUACUGGUGAGGAUUUGAGGAGUAACAUUGAUCCUGGAAUUAGUGGUAACAAUUGUGGGAAGGUGACCCAUGUGCUGUGCCCCAGCUGUGAUCUCUGACACACGCAUCACGUCCGCCCCCCGAAGCGGCCCGUGUCCGCCAUGGAGCUGCAGAAGAUGGAGGAGCAGGAGGGGCUGGAGAUGUUAAACGGGUCUGUCCUGGAGUGUGACAAAGCCAGCGGCCUGGAGGAUGGGGACCCCGCGGCGGAGGUGACGGCGGCCGAGCAGGUGGGUUUCCUGCCCCACGCCGCCGGCAAGAAGCUGAACCAGUUCACCGACUUCGAGGGGAAGACGUCGUUUGGGAUGUCGGUCUUUAACCUCAGCAACGCCAUCAUGGGCAGCGGCAUCCUCGGCCUGGCCUACGCCAUGAGCAACACGGGCAUUGUGCUCUUCAUCGUGCUGCUGAUCUGCAUCGCCAUGCUCUCCGCUUACUCCAUCCACCUGCUGCUGAAAUGUGCCGGCGUUGUAGGGAUCCGCGCCUACGAACAGCUGGGUUACCGUGCGUUCGGCCCGGGCGGCAAGGUGGUGGCGGCGGUGGUCAUCUGUGUGCACAACACGGGAGCCAUGUCCAGUUACCUGUACAUUGUGAAAUACGAGUUGCCUCUAGUGAUCCAGACGUUCCUGGGCCUGUCGGAGAACACGGAGAACUGGUACAUGAACGGCAACGUGCUAAUUAUCAUCGUCAGCGUCUGCAUCAUCCUGCCCCUGGCGCUCAUGAAACAUCUCGGCUAUCUGGGGUACACCAGCGGGCUCUCGCUCACCUGCAUGGUCUUCUUCCUCAUCUCGGUGAUCUACAAGAAGUUCCAGAUCUCCUGCCCGCUGAACGGGACCGAGCCCGUGACCCCCCUCAUCUACUACAACGGGCAGAACGCCAGCGCCGCCGGCACCGCUGGGGACGAGUGCACGGCCGAGACCUUCACCGUCAACUCCCAGACCGCGUACACCAUCCCCAUCUUGGCUUUCGCAUUCGUCUGUCACCCGGAGGUGCUGCCCAUCUACACAGAGCUGCGCAGGGCCUCGAAGCGGCGCAUGCAGAGCGUGGCGAACGUCUCCAUCCUGGCCAUGUUCUUCAUGUACCUGCUGACGGCCGUCUUCGGCUACCUCACCUUCUUCGGGAACGUCGAACCGGAAAUGCUGCACACGUACAGCAAGGUGGAUCCCCUGGACCGGCUCAUCCUCUGCGUCCGCCUGGCCGUGCUGAUGGCCGUCACGCUGACGGUGCCCGUGGUGCUCUUCCCGAUCCGCAGAGCCAUCCAGCAGCUCCUCUUCCACGGGAAGGAUUUUAGCUGGGUUAGGCAUGUGAGCAUCGCUAUCUGCCUUCUGUUCGUGGUCAAUCUCCUGGUCAUCUUUGUCCCUAACAUCCGGGAUAUCUUUGGAAUCAUUGGAGCCACCUCCGCCCCCAGUCUCAUCUUUAUCCUCCCCAGCAUCUUCUACCUCCGCAUCGUUCCCAGAGAAAAAGAACCGCUGAGAUCCAGGCCAAAAAUCCAGGCCGCCUGUUUCGCUGCCCUCGGCUUCAUUUUCAUGGUGAUGAGUCUCGGCUUCAUCGUGGCUGACUGGGUGACGACUGGACAGAGCAGCGGCGGGGGGCACUGACCCACCCCCCCGCUGACCCCCGGCACAGACACAUGGACCCCACUGGGCCAGCUCGGGGGGCCCAGCCAUCGCUGGGGCAAGGGCACCGCCACCUCCCAUUGGCCCUCGCUCCGCUGCAGCCGUAGCAACGCUGAGACCAGCGCUAGGGCCCGCCCAUUGGCCGACUGUUACCAAGGCAACGCUACAGACCCUGGCAGCGACUGGUGUCCAUGGGAAUGGUGCCAAGGCCCUUCCAUCGACUGUUACCGUGGCAAUGCUACAGCUCCUGGUUUCCAUGGAAACAGUGCGAAGGCCCUUCCAUCGGCCACCUGUUACCGCGGCAAUGCUACAGCUCCUGGCAGCGACUGGUGUCCAUGGGAACGGUGCCAAGGUCCUUCCAUCAGUCGACUGUUACCAUGGCAAUGCUACAACUCCUGGUAGUGACUGGUUUACAUGGGAAUGGCACUAAGGCCCUCCUAUUUGCGCCCUGUAGUCAUGGCAGCCUCCCAUUUCCAUGGGACGAAGGUCCUGAUUGGGCCAUCGGUGCCAUGGCAACGGCAGGUUCCCCACGACUACUGAAUCCCCUGACUACAACUGGGUUCUCCUUAGCUCCCUGUUGCCGUGGCAACAAGGCAGGUUCCCAGGGGAACACCACCAGGCCUUUGUUGCUGUGACAACGUUUUGGCCACUGCUGGAGUGGGUGGGUGGGGGGUCCCCUAGCAACAGUUCCCUCCAGACAAUGCCUCCCACCUCUU
Mauremys reevesii (Reeves's turtle) is the source of this 2571-nucleotide messenger RNA. RefSeq names its product solute carrier family 38 member 5 (gene SLC38A5). Gene Ontology annotation, molecular function: L-glutamine transmembrane transporter activity; glycine transmembrane transporter activity. The record is from RefSeq and is a predicted model, not a curated record. The transcript is spliced from 16 exons. Bases 347 to 1837 code for a protein of 496 amino acids. Gene Ontology annotation, biological process: L-histidine transmembrane transport; glycine transport; L-glutamine transport. NCBI's taxonomy places the organism in Eukaryota, Metazoa, Chordata, Testudines, Geoemydidae.